AUGAGGCCAAAAGAUGUAGAUAAACAUCAAUUUGACGGAGUCGAUGAACAAGGAUUUAAAACCAAAAAAAGGAGGAAGCUGGAAUUGUUAGAAGACUUCAGUGAGUCAUCAAGUUCAGAUGAGGAAGCUGAAAAGGAUCAACCAUCGAGUGGGGAGGGCAGGGACUUGCCACCUGAUAAUAGUGAAGGGCCUGCCAAAGACGACAUGUUCGCAUCCGAUGUAGAGGUGGAUUCGACUUCAGCUAGGGGUACACAAAAUGAGCCAGCAAGUGGACCUGAAAAACACGAGGAGGAUGCUUUACUAUCAAAUUCCGAUUCAGAUGGAGGCAUACAGAUGGAGGCGUUCAAUGUAGAUGAAGAAUCAAAAUCUGGUACUUUUGACAAGCUUGGAAACUACGUGGAGAGCAAAGGUAAUGCCAGUGAAGAAGAAGAUGAGUUAGAACAGGAUCAGUGGAUUAAUGAUUACAAGGAUACCAAGCAAGUACGACAAGCAAAGAUUGCCAAAGAAAAAAUGGCUAGGCGACGAGAACAGAUAAAAGCAAGUGCUUCAAGAAACAGGCGCUUUUUUACGUUCGAGGAGAGCCUACAGAGAUUGCUGUACUUUAUGGAAGAUAAAGAAACUGUAUUAGAUGUGCUGGGGAGACUGAACAAAUACCGUACCAGAUAUAAAGUAGGCCGCCAUCGAACUCAAACGAAGUCCAAGAAGGAUAACAACGCAGGAGCUGGGUCCACAGACGAGACGCGGUUUCAAUGUACUGUAAAUGCAGUCAAUAUGGUCACAGAACUGCUAGAAAUUAUUCAAAAGAAGGGAGUUUCUGACGUCUACGAACUCACCAAAGGAAGAGUUUUGGAGCUGGUAGAGGAAGAGCUGUUAGGAGAUGAACCUGUCAACAACUACCAUUCAAAAUUAUGGAGUUUCAAGUGGCUGAACGAUCCUGCGACCUUGAAUAAAGCAUUUUCCAAUUACGAGAUGCAGUCUUGGAAAAUGACUUAUUUUCAAGACAGUGUUAUUGUGAAACAUGUAGAAGACGAAGACGUCCCUACGAACUGGCUCCACAUUAGCUGUUUGAAUUUCAUGUAG
Molecule: messenger RNA, 1080 nt
Organism: Lachancea dasiensis
Lineage: Eukaryota; Fungi; Ascomycota; Saccharomycetes; Saccharomycetales; Saccharomycetaceae
Source: the annotation of a GenBank genome assembly